This is a messenger RNA of Marasmius oreades (fairy-ring Marasmius), 1092 nucleotides long. RefSeq lists its product as uncharacterized. The coding region runs from base 1 to 1092 and encodes 363 amino acids. Lineage: Eukaryota; Fungi; Basidiomycota; Agaricomycetes; Agaricales; Marasmiaceae. The record is from RefSeq and is a predicted model, not a curated record. The transcript is spliced from 4 exons.
AUGCGAGACCAAAUACCAAAGAAAAACUCACCCCCUUACAAAUCCAAUCAAAAGGCCAUGUCCACCAAAUCUGCCGGUUGGUCUGGGAGACUGAACCCCGGGAAUCGCGAGUCCGCCUGGCAUGGGCAUAAUGAGGCCGUGUUGACGAAGUUAUUUGAAAGCUGUAGAUGUUUACACCACUACUCCCAAUAUGAGAUGAUGUUGCAGAAGGAUGUUGCACAGACACAGUUGUCUCAUGCACUAGACAACAAUGUCCAAAUGGAAGCUGGCUGCCAAGGCAUAGAAAUGGACAAGGAGGAUCCGGCAGAAGAUGAACCUGAUCAUUACAACAGUGAAGACAUCCAAGGAAAAGGGCUGGAGAGUGGACAGGAUGAACAGGAGUACAAACAGAACAACGACUUGGAGUCAGAGGUCAAUUUCAAGCUUCCAGAGGGGGAGCUGUUCACCACUCAAGCUCAAGUGGGAGUACAAGUUGAUGCAGACAUCGGAGAAAUCCUAGAACAGGAUGCUGAUCGUCACUCGCUGAAAAGUAUCAACUCAGACCACACAAAAAAGAUUGACCGUAUACCAGACCGUGUUAUGUUGCACAUCACCGAUCGGAAUCUACAGUUACCAGAGGAUCAAAUGCACCAGUAUGCAAAUGCAUACAAACGCCAUGGAGGUCGUCUCGUUACUCACUGCUGUGUUCCUUUCAUAGAAGAGGACAAGAAGGCACCCAAUCGAAAAUUGACUGAAGAAAUGCUCCCUGAUGGCAUUCAGAGGUAUCUCCAAAUGGCUGAUACUGAGCUUUUGGAGUAUCUAUCCAUUCACUUCCACAAGCACCGCAAAGAAACACAUGUUAUUACACGUGCAACAAGUGGUCCCUUUUGGAAGUGGACUGCUGUGGAUAGGGAGGAAGUCCCUGACUAUAACCUCAAGACACGAAAGGUGGUUAACAAGGAAGAGGAUGAAGUGAAGGCAAGAGACUGGUUCUUGAAGUGUGGGGACCUACCUGUUUAUGAGACUGGCACAAAGUUAUCUGACACUGCCCUCACAAGCAUGAGGGAAGCAGUGUAUGAUGUGAUCAGGGAGUGCAGGACCAAGUAUACUUAG